GAGCCGCUAAUAAAAGUCACAAAGAAAAAGAAGCAGUAGAGCAGCACCGGGCUGUGACUCCGGGGAGUUUCCUGAUCAUUGUGUGGGUUCCGCUGGUCCGUGGUUCGGUCCGUGCUGGUCCGGUCUGUCCUGGUCCGUUGUCCGUGGUCCGGUCAGAUGCCCGGUCUUGGGUCCGCGUGCUCGCAGGAGGAGUUGCUUGUGGGGGCACCACGGGUCCUGGUUACCGGGGCGACAGGCCUCCUGGGGCGAGCGGUGUGCCGAGAGUUUCACAGCGCCGGAUGGACCGUCAUCGGGACGGGAUAUAGGAGAGCCAGGCCCCGCCUUCUGCGCUGUGACCUCACAGACGAGGACGCCGUCAGAGGACUGCUGCACGAAUACAAGCCUGAUGUGAUCGUCCACUGUGCGGCCGAGAGGCGUCCAGAUGUUAUGGAGAGACACACGGAAGCAGCUGUUAAUCUGAACGUGCACGCCACGAGCACACUCGCCAAGGAGGCAGCCACCUGCGGGGCGCUCUUCCUCUACAUCAGCACCGACUACGUGUUUGACGGCAGGAAUCCUCCGUACGGAGAGGACGACAGUCCAAACCCACUCAACGUUUAUGGGCGGAGCAAACUGGAGGGGGAGAGGGAGACCCUGCGCCACUGUCCAGGUGCGGUGGUACUGCGGGUGCCUGUUCUGUUUGGGGAGGUGGAGUCGGUGACGGAGAGCGUGGUGACAUCGUUGUACCUGAAGGUUCAGGAGGCAUCGGAGGAGAGCUGCACGCUGGAUCACGUCUUGCAGAGAUUCCCCACUGACGCCCGAGAUGUCGCCGCCGUCUGCAGGAAGCUGUCUGAGAGAGCGCGACAGGACCCGUCCAUCAGAGGAAUCUUUCACUUCUCUGGGAAAGAGCAGAUGACCAAAUAUGAGAUGGCGGUCGCCAUCGCUCAGGCCUUCAACCUGCCGUCCAGCCACCUCAUACCUCUGACCGAGCAGCCGGCGGCGUCGGCUCUUCGUCCAAUCAACAGUCAGUUAAACUGUUCUCGUCUGGAGCUGCUGAACCUGAGCGUGGAACCACGACCUUUCACCUCCGCCAUUAUCGACUGUCUGUGGCCGUUCACGCCCGACAAACGCUGGAGACAGACAGUCUUCCACUGACACGGCUGGAUUAGCAGCGGGCCGGAUGUACAGAUUAUUUAGUCUUUGUGCCCCAAGUCCUGUCUGCAAGCUCUACACUGCUGAUAGUAUUACCAGGUUAUAGUCCUGUACCAGAUUAUACUCUGAAUAUUACCAGAUUAUACUCGGAAAAUUACCAGAUUAUACUCGGAAAAUUACCAGAUUAUACUCGGAAUAUUACCAGAACACACUUGGAAUAUUACCAGAUUAUACUCGGAAUAUUACCAGAUUAUACUCUGAAUAUUACCAGAUUAUACUCGGAAAAUUACCAGAUUAUACUCGGAAAAUUGCCAGAUUAUACUCGGAAUAUUACCAGAACACACUUGGAAUAUUACCAGAUUAUACUCGGAAUAUUACCAGAUUAUACUCGGAAAAUUACCAGAUUAUACUCUGAAUAUUACCAGAUUAUACUCUGAAUAUUACCAGAACACACUUGGAAUAUUACCAGAUUAUACUUGGAAAAUUACCAGAUUAUACUCGAAAUAUUACCAGAUUAUACUCGGAAAAUUACCAGAUUAUACUCGGAAUAUUACCAGAACACACUUGGAAUAUUACCAGAUUAUACUCGGAAUAUUACCAGAUUAUACUCUGAAUAUUACCAGAUUAUACUCUGAAUAUUACCAGAACACACUUGGAAAAUUACCAGAUUAUACUCUGAAUAUUACCAGAUUAUACUCUGAAUAUUACCAGAACACACUUGGAAUAUUACCAGAUUAUACUCUGAAUAUUACCAGAUUAUACUCUGAAUAUUACCAGAACACACUUGGAAAAUUACCAGAUUAUACUCUGAAUAUUACCAGAUUAUACUCGGAAAAUUACCAGAUUAUACUUGGAACAUUGCCAGAUUACAGUCAGAAUAAUGUUCAGGGUUGAGUCUUGUUAAUCCCUAAUUGUUCAUGUUUUGUGUCAGUGUUUGCGUGGCUUCACUUUAUAUCAGUGUGAACAAACUGAGUGUGCUCUGUAAAAUUCACGCUACACUUCAGUGUGUUCUGACAACAAAAUGUUACAUACUAUAUCACCACCAAUCUUCAGUCUAAUCUGUACCUUAUUAGGUUAGUCUGGACUCUGUUAGUUUAAUCUGGACUUGUUUUGGGUUUUUUUUUUUUUGCUCUAUGUAUGGGACCUGAAAAAAUACCUGUGAUUUUUAUGUUUGACGUUCAGGUUUAAUCAGGAAGUUUGAAGUGGAUCCCAGAUUAAAUCCGACUCCUGCUGAGGAAAAGCCUGCCAGCUGCAGGACUCACAGUGAAGUGUGUAUUUCUGCUGUAAACAACUGUCAGCUCAACAUUAAAUACGUGAAACUGUCAA
Oreochromis niloticus (Nile tilapia) is the source of this 2457-nucleotide messenger RNA. It is a transcript of the gene mat2b, whose product is annotated as methionine adenosyltransferase 2 non-catalytic beta subunit methionine. Lineage: Eukaryota; Metazoa; Chordata; Actinopteri; Cichliformes; Cichlidae. The transcript has 7 exons. Gene Ontology annotation, biological process: S-adenosylmethionine biosynthetic process. Gene Ontology annotation, cellular component: methionine adenosyltransferase complex. The coding region runs from base 157 to 1134 and encodes 325 amino acids. The record is from RefSeq and is a predicted model, not a curated record. Gene Ontology annotation, molecular function: methionine adenosyltransferase regulator activity.